Aspergillus viridinutans is the source of this 2529-nucleotide messenger RNA. RefSeq names its product putative MFS transporter. Bases 1 to 2529 code for a protein of 842 amino acids. Gene Ontology annotation, biological process: transmembrane transport. Lineage: Eukaryota; Fungi; Ascomycota; Eurotiomycetes; Eurotiales; Aspergillaceae. Gene Ontology annotation, molecular function: transmembrane transporter activity. Gene Ontology annotation, cellular component: membrane. The record is from RefSeq and is a predicted model, not a curated record. The transcript has 4 exons.
AUGCCUCAGACUCUACGAUCCAGCAGACGUCGCGUAGAAUCCGAACACCCGGAAACCAACACCGUGUCUCUGAGUCAACCAGUCCACUUCACCACACCACAUGCCAGCUCAAGUCAACCACAACAAACCAUCAACCUGAUACCCCCAGACCUGCCUCGUUUCCCGAAUCUAAGCACAAAAGAAACAACCCUCCUCCGCAAAAAGCAAUCCCGUCUACGCGCAUCCGCAUCCGCCACCAAAACAACCGCAGCAGGCUACGGCGCACACGCCGUUCAAGCCCUCUCCUCAACUCUCAUCUUCGCGCAGCACGAAGCAGGCACAGCGGUCUGCAUCCACCCAGCCGGAUGGCUCCUCACCUGCGCGCAUUGCUUCGGGGAGACCGAGGCGGAGUGGCGCUCGAACCGGCGGAAAUGGCUCCUCUAUUUCACGGGACAAGCAGUGCAAGCCGAGUGUAUAGCCUGGGACGCACGGCGGGACCUUGCUCUCGCCAAAAUCACUUCGCUUGAAUGCCUGCCCCCGGCUGCCUCCGGGAAUUUGAUCCCAAGCUUCGCGUGCGUACCACUGGCACCACCAUCAUCUUCUCUCCACGCCGAGAUACUCUGCAUUGGACAGCCGGGCUCUGAUGAUCUUGAAUCGGUCGUCCCGCAGAAAACAGCCUACGAUCUUAUUGAGAUUUCUGAAGGUCGACUGCGCGGGUUGAUACCCGGUGCUGACCCACAUGAUAACGAGGAGAUUGGCGCCUUGAAGCACGAUGCCUGGACGUACUGGGGUCAUUCUGGGGCGCCAUUGCUGCGGCGGACCGAUGGCGUAUUACUGGGUUUGCAUUCGUCGUGGGAUGAUACUACGGCUAUGAGGCAUGGGGUGCCGCUUGUUGCGGUUAGGGAGUUUCUGCGGGAGAGGUUUCCUGGCGGUUGGGCUAUGGAGGGCCAGGAUAAUGGGGAGAAAAGAGAGUACCCAGAGGUACAGCGGACGGAAUCACUCUCAACCGACAACAAGAUGAUUCAAGUUCCCAGCGCAACAGGCGACCCUGAACGGCUUCGCGCCGAAGGCGAGCUAUUCGACAAGGAUGCCGCGCUGGCGGUAGUCAGCGAUGUGGCAAUGGAGAUCGAUCCAGAGGUGGAGAAGCGAGUCCUGCGCAAGAUCGACCUCUUCUUCAUGCCGGCCAUGCUGAUCGGAUAUGGACUCGUAUACUGGGACAAGGCGAUUCUCGGAAGCGCGACGCUGUUCGGCAUGACCACCGACCUGCACCUGGUGGUCAUCGACCACAGCACGACGCCCCCGUCAAAAGACACGUCCCGGCUCAGCUGGGCGACGUCGAUUUUCUACUUUGGUAUGCUGGCCGGUCUCUACCCGAUGACCUUUUUCGUGCAGCGCUUCAAGAUCCAGCAUGUCUUUGGGCCGAUCGUCAUGCUGUGGGCUCUCACCUGUGCUGCUACCGCGGGGGUAACGACCUGGCAGGGUUUGUUCGUUCAGCGCUUCUUCCUAGGCUUCGUGGAAAGCGUGGUCCCCACCGGCUUCAUGACCAUCGUCAGCGGCUACUACACGCAAAAGGAGCAGUCUCUUCGCCAGGCGUGGUGGUUCUCCGGCACGGGAUGGUUCACCAUCAUCGGCGGCGCGAUGAACUACGGCUUCGGACAGAUCACCUCCGGCUCGCUGAAGCGCUGGCAGUACAUCUACAUCUUCGCCGGCGUGCUGACCUUCCUCUUUGGGAUCUGGUGCUGCGCAAUGCCCAACUCGCCCGUUUCGGCCUGGUUCCUGACGCAUGAGGAGCGCGUCGUCGCGGUCGAGCGGCUCCGCAGGGGUCAAACGGGCGUGCGCUGCCAGAAGAUCAAGCUCUCGCAGAUUAGAGAGUCCGCACUGGACGUGAAGAUGUACCUGAUUGCCAUCAUGAUGGCUGCCGCGUAUACAAUCAACGGCGCAAUCUCCGGGUUCGGCCCCCUCAUCGUCUCCACCUUCGGCUACGACACCCUCGACUCCAUCCUCUUCCAGUUCCCCGUCGGCGGGAUCUGCGUCAUCUUCAUCCCGCUGUGCGGGUACAUCGCCUCGCGCGUCCCCAACACGCGCAUCCCCAUGCUCGUCGCCUGCUGCCUGCCCGUCAUCGCGGGGUGCGUGCUCAUCUGGAAAUCCACCUGGGGGUACCAGCCCGCGGCGCCGGUGGUCGGGUACGCGCUGACGGGGUUCUUCGGGCCGGUGGUCAGUCUGAUCAUCACGCUGGGCGCGAGCAACGUCGCGGGCGCCACGAAGAAGACCGUCAUGGCGGCGACGGUGUUUGUGGCGUACACGGUGGGCAACAUCAUCGGGCCGCAGCUGGUCAAGACGCAGACGGUGGCGCGGCAUUACCCGGAGCUGUGGACGGGGUUGAUCAUCUGCUACUGCGUUACGAUUGUGGCGGCGGGGGCGCUGUACGUGGUGCUGUGGAGGGAGAAUCGGCGGAGGGAGGCGAUGGAUCUGGAUGAGAGCCAGCGGGAUAAGGUGGCGUUUAAUGAUCUGACGGAUAAGGAGAAUCCGUUCUUUAGAUAUGUUUUGUAA